Cynoglossus semilaevis (tongue sole) is the source of this 2044-nucleotide messenger RNA. RefSeq names its product guided entry of tail-anchored proteins factor 3, ATPase (gene get3). NCBI's taxonomy places the organism in Eukaryota, Metazoa, Chordata, Actinopteri, Pleuronectiformes, Cynoglossidae. Gene Ontology annotation, cellular component: GET complex. Gene Ontology annotation, molecular function: ATP binding; ATP hydrolysis activity. The record is from RefSeq and is a predicted model, not a curated record. Bases 39 to 1064 code for a protein of 341 amino acids. Gene Ontology annotation, biological process: tail-anchored membrane protein insertion into ER membrane. The transcript has 7 exons.
UCCUACCUCAGAGAAACGUUUCACUGUACACAGACAAGAUGGCAGCGUCUGUGGAAGACGAAUUUGAAGAUGCGCCUGAUGUAGAGCCGUUAGAACCAACACUGAAGAAUAUCAUCGAGCAGAAAUCUCUAAAGUGGAUAUUUGUUGGUGGGAAAGGCGGUGUUGGGAAAACCACAUGUAGUUGCAGUUUGGCUGUCCAGUUAGCAGCAGUCCGGGAGAGUGUCCUCAUCAUCUCCACAGAUCCCGCCCACAACAUUUCUGACGCUUUUGAUCAGAAGUUUUCAAAGGUUCCUACAAAGGUCAAGGGAUAUGACAACCUCUUUGCAAUGGAGAUUGAUCCCAGCCUGGGUGUGGCAGAGCUUCCUGAUGAAUUCUUUGAAGAAGACAACAUGCUCAGCAUGGGCAAGAAGAUGAUGCAGGAAGCCAUGAGUGCCUUCCCUGGCAUUGAUGAGGCCAUGAGCUACGCAGAGGUCAUGAGGUUAGUAAAAGGAAUGAACUUCUCAGUGGUUGUGUUUGACACUGCCCCCACUGGCCACACUCUGCGACUGCUUAAUUUCCCCACCAUUGUGGAGCGUGGACUUGGUCGGCUCAUGCAGAUCAAGAACCAGAUCAGUCCGUUCAUCUCUCAGAUGUGUAACAUGCUGGGUCUGGGUGAUAUGAACGCAGACCAGCUCGCCUCCAAACUUGAAGAAACUCUGCCUGUCAUUCGCUCAGUCAGUGAGCAGUUCAAAGACCCAGAACAGACCACCUUCAUUUGUGUUUGCAUCGCUGAGUUCCUGUCCUUGUAUGAGACGGAGCGGCUGAUCCAGGAGCUGGCCAAGUGCAGCAUCGACACGCACAACAUCAUCGUCAACCAACUGGUUUUCCCUGACGGGGAGAGGCCGUGCAAGAUGUGUGAAGCCCGUCAUAAGAUACAGUCCAAAUAUUUAGACCAGAUGGAGGACCUUUAUGAAGAUUUCCACAUAGUCAAGCUGCCGCUGUUGCCCCACGAGGUACGAGGAACAGACAAGGUCAACACCUUCUCUAAGCAACUCCUGGAACCCUACAAACCUCCAAACAAGUGAUCUCCCUCUCUUCAGGACUCCCUCGUCACCUCCUCCCCCACACUCUGUACCCACUCUCUUCUGAGCUGCCUUCUCCCAAAAACUAGCCUCAAACUCUGCAGCUGAGACAGGCGAUCCACUCAGAUUCCACUUAGAUCUGGUAUUAACAUCUAACCUGAUUGAUCUGAUGACAUGGGAAUGACUCCCGACUGCUCUUUAGAAUCCCACAAACAAAAUUUAGUGUUCGCGUCCUGACCCAUUUAUUGCCGCCGCUUCAGCAAACCUUUUGUAACUCACAAUGAACCCAAGUCGUUCCUCCUCUCAGGGCUCCUGUGUUCAUUUAUUUUUUAGCCAUGGGCAAAUUAUUACAUCUGAUCAAUACCUGAAAUUGUUUUUGCAAAUAAAAUCUCAUUUCACCUUGAUGUUUUUUCAAGCUUUUCGUGCUUGCUUUGAUUCAGCGUUUUAUUUAACUUUUUCUUAAACCUACUUGUUCCUGGAAACACUUCUGAACAUGUUGGUACAUUUUUUACUCAUUGUGACUCGAUAGAAAUCAGGGUUAAAUACACAGAAGGACUGUAAUCCACAUACUCUAAGGGCAGUGUGAGGUGGAAGCAGUCAGUUGUGAUCAGGUCUGUCAGGGUGGAGGUUGAUACCAGGUCUAAAAACAACAUUAAACAUAAAUAAAACUUGGGCUUAAGGAUCCGGUUUGAAAGUAUGAAGUGAAGCUUCAGGAUCAGAUCUAAUGUUGGUCUAAGAAUAUUUCCAGUUAUUGUACUGUGUGUUUGUCUGUUCUGUGUUUGACUUCAUAAACGAUUACUUCAACACAAGCCCACCCCCUCACCUAUAAAGGCACUACAUACGACCGACAGAUUCAAGGUGUGAUUACUAGAGGGGAUGACACCGAGAAAACAACAGAAAAAGAUGUCCCCUCGUCUUUAGAAACAUUUCCUUUUGACCAAGAACAACUUUCUUUUUGCAAUAAAAGCAAACAUGAAGUCUGA